CACGAAAGGUCAUUCCAUCAACCUGCGCUAUAUCCUCGAGAGCCAAAAGCUCUUAGGGGAAAACUUUAUUUACUGGGAGUUAAAUCUCCGAAUUGUUCUUGAACUAGAGAGGAAGCUCUAUAUCCUUGACAAAAAGCCUCAAAAUGCACUCGCGGCAAACACACGUGCUGCCGAACUCACUUCUUACCAAAAGUAUGAGGAUGACAAGUGCGAUGUGAAGUGCAUCAUCCUGGCCAGCAUGAUCCCACAGCUCUAAAUGCUCCACACAGGACAUGGAAGCGCACCCCAUGAUGCAGCGCUUGAAAGACUUUGCCAAGGCCCCUUGCACCCACUGCUAGGAACAGAUCUCAUUUUGGGAGCAUUUCCAGAAGAUUAUGGUCAAAAUGCCGUGAAUUUCUAUAUGAACAAACUCAACAUAACCUUAGCCGAGCUGUUGAAAUUCCUUACCACCGCUGAGGAGAAUCUUGGGAGAGGAAAGGCAAAGCCUGUCCUAAUGGUGGAGGAAGGUGCAAUGGCAAAGAGAGGUGGAUCACGUCCGCCGGCCGGGAAAAGUGGCAAGGGGUCCAAGAACCCAAAGCCUAAUCCCAACCACUCUGCGCAGAAGCUGAAAGCGGGAGCCCAGAAGAACAAGAAAGUCGCUGCUGUGUAUUACCAGUGUAGCAAAUGCCACUGGAGGCGCAAAUGCGCAAAGCUUAUGGCAGAUUCGAAAGCGAGCAAACAGCCCGUCACCUCAGAUAUUUACGUUAUUGAAUUAAACAUGUCUGAUUUCACCGCUUGGGUGAUUGACACUGGAUGUGGUUCUCACAUCUGUACUUCUAUGCAGGAUCUGCAUGAGGCUCCAUUCACCAGUCAUGGUGAAAGGGCGAGUGAUGUAUUAGGCAGAAUCAUGCCACCCAGCGAUGGGAAGAUCUUCCCAUCGAUGGGUAAGCAGUCCCUCAGCGAAACUGAUUUCCAGAACCAUGCCAAACAGCGAUGGGAAGUUCUACCCAUCGCUGAUAAAGCCCUGGUGCAACAUUACCACAAGGCAGAAUGCCCUUACCCAGCGAUGGGAAGCUUUACCCAUCGAUGGGAACCCAGCGAUGGGAAGGCUUAACCAUCGAUGAUGAAGAAUAAAGGUAAGUGAUCUAA
This is a messenger RNA of Cuscuta campestris, 1128 nucleotides long. NCBI's taxonomy places the organism in Eukaryota, Viridiplantae, Streptophyta, Magnoliopsida, Solanales, Convolvulaceae. The record is from the annotation of a GenBank genome assembly.